Messenger RNA from Prorocentrum cordatum, 1284 nucleotides. Lineage: Eukaryota; Dinophyceae; Prorocentrales; Prorocentraceae. The record is from the annotation of a GenBank genome assembly.
AUGGACUCGUUCACGAGGCGUGCCUCAUCUCAGUGCUUUCACAGCGAUGAGUAUUUUGAGACCUACACUUUCUCUCACCAAUUCGACCAAGCAUCAGGUGGCAUGUGUACGUCGUUGCCCAGUUGGGGCUCACUGCCCACCAUGCAUCCGGUCUCCAUGCAGUCGCAGCUUGCCCGGCAGGAAAACCACCCCAUGUUGCAGUCGAGCGGCGGCGAGUCGUGGAAUACUUUUGACGAGUUCGACGACCCACGCGGGCGUCGGCGGGCAGAAAUCCAAAGCAGCAGCCCAUCCGAACACGCGCAGGAUUCAGCCCAGUUGGGCCUUGGCGGCGCCCCCUCUGCGGCCGAUGCGCAGCUGCCAUCUCGGCCUGGAGGCGUUCUGCUGCUCCAUGGCCAGUCGCUGCCGCGCAGGCAGGAAGACCCCCCCAUUUUGCAGUCGAGCGGCGGCGAGUCUUGGAAGACCUUUGACGAGUUCGACCACCCGCGCGGGGGCGCUCUGCCUCUGACCACAGUAGGCGCUCUUCUGCUCGAUCGCUCCGCGGGGGCGGCGCCAGCCUAUUCACCGACCAGGCCGCCCGGCAUGCCGCCGCGUUCCACCGCCGAGACGUGGCUGGCCGCGGGCCCCCCAGGCGAGCCAGACCGCGCGGCGCGGGCGAGACAGCCGGCCAGCGGAGGGCGGGCAGGGGCCUCCACUGGCACGCCCGCGGCCGCCACGGCGCUGGCAGACAUGCGGGCCCGGCUCCUGGCGCAGGAGCAGCUGCUGGCCCAGGUCCAGCAGCAAGACCUCAGGCGCAGGAUCCGCGAGCAGCAGGCCGACCUGGCGGAGAUGGAGCUUCAGCAGGGCGAGCUCGUUGACAGCAUGCCCGCAGCCACCGAGGAGGCGGCGCCCGCCACCCCUGGCGCUCCAGCAAUCACCACGCUCAUGAUCCGCAACAUCCCAAUGUCUGUUACGCAGCGUGACCUGCUGGACCUCAUCGACAGGGCUGGUUUCAAGAACCGCUACGACUACGCCUACAUGCCGGCAACUUUUGACAGCGGUACCACUAGAGGGAUCGCAUUUGUGAAUUUUGCCGCCUCAAGCGACGCCCGCGAGUUUUCCGUCUUGUGGAACGGAUCGCGACUGACUGGAGUUGCCGGUGCUGGAACCAGCGGGACCGUGAUCGAGGUCACCGCGUCGGCGACGCAGGGCUACUCGGAGAACGUCAGGAUGUGGAAGGCGAGCCGGCUGCGCCGCAUUAAGAACCCCAAGUUUCACCCUUUCAUCGCCCCGAGGCCAGCUGCCUAA